AGCUUUACGGUAAUAUGCUCCAAGUAGUAUUUUGACACUGAGCGUUAGAAAGGGAAAAGCUAGCGUUUCAAACAUCACCGAGCAGGACUGAGCAUCUCCUCCAGACAAUGGGAAAAGCUCUCUAACUCUUUGCGCCAUAGUUCACCUUCAGAUAGCACAGAUAUUGGUUUGACGGAGUGGACCUGGAGCAACUGCGGCGUGAAAAGGAGAUCUUUGGUCGUGAGGACAAACCGUCACUCAGCUACGAGGCCAGACCAGAGCCUAAGAUGCCCUAGGCGGGAGAAGGAAAUGUAAAUGGCUUCCAAAGUAAAAGAUGCUGUUGUUUGGUACCAGAAAAAGAUUGGAGCCUAUGACCAGCAGAUUUGGGAGAAAUCGGUGGAGCAAAGAGAAAUAAAGUUUAUUUCUCUGGGCUUGAGGAACAAGCCAAAGAAGACCGGACAUCUCAAACCAGAUCUGAUAGAUGUGGAUUUAGUCAGAGGUUCGGCGUUUGCCAAGGCCAAGCCAGAGAGUCCGUGGACGUCCCUGACCAGGAAGGGCAUCGUCAGAGUCGUCUUCUUCCCGUUCUUCUACCGUUGGUGGAUUCAGGUCACCUCCAAAGGCAUUUUCCUUCUCCUGUUGGCUCUGUAUCUGCUGCAAGUGGCAGCAGCCGCCCUGUAUGUGUCCAUCUCUCAGCCUCAUGGGAUCCCAGUCACCGAGGUGUUCGGAGCCAUCUGGCUCAUGUUGCUGCUGGGAACCGUCCACUGUCAGAUCGUCUCCACCAGGACCCCCAAACCCACCUCCAGCAGCGGGGGGAAGAGACGCAGGAAGUUGAGGAAGGCAUCUCAGAUGGAGGUGCAUAGGGAAGGAGACGGGUCUAGCACUACCGAUAACACACAGGAGGGGGCGCCACAUUCUCACUCAGCCAGCACCACAUACAGCCUGGGCGCUUUCUUCCAAGAUUUCUGGCAUGAUAUCUGUCAAGCUGGAUGUAAGAAGUCCAAGCUGUCCAUCGAUAAAUCGACAGAGACUGAUAACGGCUACGUGUCUCUGGAUGGCCGGGUAACCAACCGCAGCAGCGAGGAGGGGCUUCAGCUGCCAGAGCAGAGAUGUGACCCACUGACCCGGCCAGACGAGGCGUGCUGGACCCCUCACAUCCAGCCCUCACACUCUCACGCAGCGCCCAGCUCAGGGCUGCUCAUGGCAGGCGGCAAUAAGGAGCCUGCAUCUGAUGAAGCUUCUAGCGAGGAGGAUCCCGAAGCGUCCUACAGCGCCCUCCGCAGGGCGUCCGAGAGAAAGAACAGCGACUGCACACUCAGAAACCGCAAAAACACACAUCUUUACAAGAAACACUACACUGUGGAGGACGUUCCCAAAUCCGGCACCAGCUGCAGCUCCAGAUGUUCCAGCAUGAGAACCCAGGACUCUGAGAGCACUCGGCAUGAGUCGGAGACAGAGGACCUGAUGUGGGAGGACUUCCUGCACUGCGCAGAAUGCAGGUCGUCCUGCACCUCAGAGACAGAGGGUGAAGGAGGAGGGGCAUCCGUAUGUACUCCAUCUAAGAAGGAAUACAGAGACGACCCUUUCCAUCAGAGUCAUAUUCCCUGGUUGCACAGCUCCAACCCCGGCCUGGAGAGGGUGAGCGCCAUCGUUUGGGAGGGAAACGAUUGCAAGAAGGCCGACAUGUCCGUCCUGGAGAUCAGUGGAAUGAUCAUGAACAGAGUGAACCUCUACAGUCCUGGUAUUGGCUACCAGGUCUUUGGGAACCUGGUCUCAGUCACCCUAGGACUCACACCGUUUGUCUACAGGUUGAUCCAGUACUGUGACCUGGAUCAGUUCACCACGCUGUCAGCCAAUGAGAUACUCUCUGUUGUUUUGGGGGGAGGCUCUGAAUCUGAUGCCUUGGUGAUCACCAUGGUGACGCUCAGCUUCCUGGUGCGCGUUUGCCUUAUAUGGCUCUUCUUCUUCCUGCUCAGCGUAGCAGAGAGGACCUACAAACAGAGGCUGCUGUUCGCCAAGCUGUUCGGUCACCUGACGUCGGCCCGCAGAGCCAGGAAGUCUGAAGUCCCGCAUUUUAGACUGAAGAAAGUUCAGAACAUUAAGAUGUGGCUGUCGCUGCGCUCCUACCUCAAGAGACGAGGUCCUCAGCGCUCGGUGGACGUCAUUGUGUCGUCUGCCUUUCUCCUCACUCUGUCAGUGGUCUUCAUCUGCUGUGCCCAGCUUCUCCACGUCCACGAAACGUUCCUGGAGUAUCACUAUAACUGGGAGCUGGUGAUCUGGUGCACCAGUUUGUCUCUGUUCCUGCUCAGGUUUGUCACCCUGGGCUCAGAAACCAGCAAGAAGUACAGCAACACCUCCAUCCUGCUCACUGAACAGAUCAACCUCUAUCUAAAGAUGGAGAAGAAGCCGAACAAGAAGGAGGAGCUGACGUUGGUCAAUAACGUUCUGAAACUGGCUACCAAGCUACUCAAGGAGCUGGACACUCCGUUCAGGUUGUACGGUUUGACCAUGAACCCUCUGCUCUACAACAUCACCCAGGUCGUCAUCCUGUCUGCUGUGUCAGGAGUCAUUUCUGACUUACUAGGAUUUAAUCUCAAGCUUUGGAAGAUCAAAUCAUGACAAUAAAGGGAAACUGCGUCUCAGUUUCUUGACCUUCAAUGUUUCCACUUUGUGCAAUUCAGAUUAUUUAUUUACCCUCUCAGUGUUUGUACUUAAGUUUUGUUUUAAUUCUACGUUGUACAACAUUUGUGUUCUGUAACACAAGACAAAGCUAUAUCUGCCUUCUGGAAAACAUGUUAUGAACAUAACUUAUGUUCUCAGCUGCACGUUACUUUUUGUUUUUGUUUUUUUGCUCAAAGG
Molecule: messenger RNA, 2835 nt
Organism: Poecilia latipinna (sailfin molly)
Lineage: Eukaryota; Metazoa; Chordata; Actinopteri; Cyprinodontiformes; Poeciliidae
Product: putative homeodomain transcription factor 2
Exons: 22
Coding region: 295-2595 (766 amino acids)
Cellular component (GO): endoplasmic reticulum
Source: RefSeq, a predicted model, not a curated record